AUGGCUCUAUACGUCUGCGAGAAUCCCAAAGAUAUGCUGAUCAAGGUCAAUGCUCCGUCCAUGGACUAUUUCAAGCUGGUCCAAUUUGUGGCUGCAGUCAUGGAUGAGGAGAUCUCGAAGAUGGAUAUGAAGGUCCUAGAGUUCAGGGACGUCCUGAUCUAUGCCAGCCUAGGGGUAUCCUUCGCAGGCGACUACUAUCCUCCAGGCUUCCGCUUCAAGGGCACGAUAAUCGCGUUCGACCACGAGGCCGGCAUGGACUGCUCGCUGACCCUCGAAGGCUUCCAUCUCAAAGCCUGGCUUCAGACUUUCGAGCUUGGGCCUCUUAGAAUCGGCGGCAACGUCACCCUGCCGGACAAGCCUGGUCUCACCUUCGCAGUUUUGGAGAUGGACAUCAACUUGCAGAAACAGAGAUUCUUCCUUAGCGGCUAUAUUGAGAUUUCGGUACUGAACCUACGGGCGUCUAUCGACCUGCACAUGCAGCUCUUGCCGACGCCAAUCUUCUACUUCGACUUCCAGUUUCAGUGGAGCGACCUCUUGAAAAUCAAGGCAAAAGCGGAGAUGGUCAGCAAGACGCAGGAAAAGAGUUUGACCAAGAAGCUCGCCGGUGCAGACUGGUCAAUCGACGUGGAGAUCGAGCAACACAUCAUUCAGGAUAUGGUGCAGACGUUGCAGAAAGCCCUGAAGGAGCUACACGAGGCUGUUGAAUUGAAGAUCAAUCAAGCACAGCACACAGUCACUGAUGCCGAAGCUAAAUAUAAAGCCGAGAUUGAGGCAGCACAGAAAAAUCUAGAAGCCAAGCGCCUGGUGUACAAGCAGAAAAACGACGCCUUGGACGCCCAGAUUGCAGCGUUGGACCAAGCCAGCUCAGCUAAGAAAGCCGCCAUGCAGAAGAAUAUCAAGGAAGCAAAGAUUCAAGAAACAAACAAGGUCCAUGAUGCUCGUUUAGAACGAGACAGGAAAGUUGAUGAAAAAAAGAAUCAAGUCAAGGCAGACGAGAGCACCCUACAGAGCAAAGAAGCAAACGGCCGGAACGACGAGAACAAUGCACUAUCUGAGAGGGAACGCAAGAGGCAGGACUUCAUGGCCAAGUUUGGCGAUGCCGAGGAUGCUAUCCGGCGAGCUUACGAUGAUGUCAGCAGGGCGAACGCGUCUGUAAACUCCAUUGGCCGAGACAUCGACAAUCUGACUUGGCAGCUUAACAACCUUGAUUGGAAGAGCUGCUGGCGCGGCCCGGACUUGAGCAUACAGAUCGCAGCUCAUGGCGUCGCAUUGGGUACUGCCAAGGCCGUACUGAUUGUUGCAGAGGGUGCACUGAACCUUGCAUUGGCCACGAUGGACUUGCCACUCUUUAAAGAUCUCAAAGACGCUUGGCUUCGGGCCAGCAAUGUCUUCGAUAGAGUCACGGGGAUGGUUGCCAACGCGAUCCAGCAGGCCCGCGACCAGCUUGAAAACGCCAGGAAAUUGCUCUCUGUCGCUGAACUCGCUCUUCAGGGAGAAUUCGAAGCGGCGGAAAAGGAAGCCAAAGCCAUGGUCGACAACGCCCAACGCCUGUACGACCAGUAUGCAGAAACCCAGCGCCUCGAAGCCCAGAAGUUGCAGCUGGAGCUGGAGACGCUCAGGAACAGCGUCGACAGCGCUGCCGUUACGGCGGCGGAAGGCGCCCUCGAAAUUGCAAAGAACAACAACAUCGCCUUCAAAGCAGCUCAGGCAGGUCUUGAAGCCGUCAAGUCAGUCGAGGGAGCGGUCUAUGUCACUCUUAAUGAGAUGAUCAACAGCGUGGGUUCGCUCUGCGAUAUCAGAGUUGCCCAGCUGAAGGGGACACUCACUGCCAGGCAGGAGGAUCAGAAACCUUUCAACAUCCACCUGGAAGGUGUGCUGGUCAAGAAGAACUUCGUCCUCGAUCUGGCUUACACGCCUGGGGAGACGGGAGCGUUCUUGAGGAGUUUGGCAUCGGCAGCAAUUGAGCAAUUGAAGUAG
Cladophialophora psammophila CBS 110553 is the source of this 1977-nucleotide messenger RNA. RefSeq lists its product as uncharacterized. The record is from RefSeq and is a predicted model, not a curated record. NCBI's taxonomy places the organism in Eukaryota, Fungi, Ascomycota, Eurotiomycetes, Chaetothyriales, Herpotrichiellaceae. The coding region runs from base 1 to 1977 and encodes 658 amino acids. The transcript is spliced from 3 exons.